Ailuropoda melanoleuca (giant panda) is the source of this 567-nucleotide messenger RNA. Its product is annotated as allergen Fel d 4-like. Gene Ontology annotation, molecular function: small molecule binding. The transcript has a single exon. NCBI's taxonomy places the organism in Eukaryota, Metazoa, Chordata, Mammalia, Carnivora, Ursidae. The coding region runs from base 1 to 567 and encodes 188 amino acids. The record is from RefSeq and is a predicted model, not a curated record.
AUGAAAGCCUGGCUCCUCGCUUUGGGGCUUGCCCUCUGCUCUUCUGUCCAGGCUGAAUGGGAAGCCGUGAGCACAUCCAAUCUUGAAAAGGUUGAGGGGGACUGGUACGGUUUAGCGAUUGCAAGUAACUCAACGGAGUUCUGCAGUCAGCAUGAAAACAUGAAAGUGUUUGCUGGCAGCGUGACAAAAAGAGAGGAGAACAAGUUUACAAUUGUAGCCAAAAUGAAAACAUCAGACGGGUGCCAGACAAUAGAAUCUGACUUCAUAAAAACAGAAGAUGGAAAAUACUUCGGUCAAUGUGGAGAGGCAGGGAUGUUCGUGGACUCAGCAAUGGUCCUGGGCGACUAUGGCAUGGCCACUGUCACCAUUAUGACGAUGGGCACGACCUUCAAAGUGACGACACUCUACGGUCGGACUGCAGCUCUGAAGCCAGAGAUGCAGCAGAAAUUUAUCAACGAAUGCAAAAAGCUUGGCNGAUUCUUCGACCGAGAAGGAGAAAGGAGUGCGCGAGAUGAAAGCCUGGCUCCUCGCUUUGGGGCUUGCCCUCUGCUGCAUCGUGCAGGCUGA